Mercurialis annua (annual mercury) is the source of this 696-nucleotide messenger RNA. RefSeq lists its product as uncharacterized. The record is from RefSeq and is a predicted model, not a curated record. Bases 142 to 579 code for a protein of 145 amino acids. NCBI's taxonomy places the organism in Eukaryota, Viridiplantae, Streptophyta, Magnoliopsida, Malpighiales, Euphorbiaceae. The transcript has 3 exons.
CAAAACCCAUUACACAAGCUAAACCCACCACCCUUAUCGUCUUCUUUGUUUAUAUUUGUUGAGAAAUUGUUUCUUGUUUUUGAAGAUCAGAAUCUAAUUCCGUGAGAAAUCUUUAAAUUACAGUCUUGUUUUGUGAAGGAAAUGGUGGGUAUUUUCUCAAGAUUUUCUGUUGGUAGAGUUGGCCAUAGAAGAACCCAAAGUGCUCUUGAUGAGAGGGAAGUGAUGCCUCCGAAUGCAGAGAUGGCGACUGCUGCCCCUCAUGGAAUUGAAGUUGCAGUUGAGUUCAAAGCAGUUGAGCACCCGAUCGAGCCGCUUGAUACAGAUCAGCCCAUCCAAUGCCCCCUUCCUGAACCUUCAAUUCUUAAUGAUGGAAGAAUAUGGAAAGAGCGAGUGUCCGCAACUGUGCGGAGGAGAAGCGACUUGCCAGUCAUGAAAGAAGAUGAGGCUCUCGAUCCCGACGAGUCUCCAAAGCCAAAGCCGAGGCCGACUCAAUCCAAUAGGUUAAUUCUACCAUCCAUCAGUGCCCCUGAACAUAAUUUGCUAAAACUACUUGAAGAAUGUAAUGCAUCUGGCAUUUAAAAAUUGUCUCAUCUGUAUCAAGCUUUACAUAAUUUCCACAUCAUUUCAUAUAUAAGUUCCACUUAUUGUGUAUCCAGAUGAUUUAUAUUAAAAUUAUCAUAUUUCUUUUUCUUUUCA